AAAUAUUUAGGAAAUGCUGGUCGAAUGACACGAUCGGUCAUUCUAAAAUCGCUCCCAGUGGCAUUAAUACGUUGCACCGUAGCUCUAAAGUGACGUUACAAUGUCGGGAGGCUUGGAUGUUCUUGCCCUACGGGAAGAUGAUGUUACCAAAAUGUUAGCCGCAUGCACCCAUCUUGGCAGCGAAAAUGUGAACUUCCAGAUGGAGCAAUAUGUGUACAAACGCCGUGCUGAUGGAGUACAUGUAAUCAACUUACGUCGCACAUGGGAGAAGCUUUUGUUGGCUGCUCGUGCUAUUGUUGCUAUUGAGCAUCCAGCUGAUGUCUUCGUUAUUUCCUCCAGACCUCAAGGACAACGUGCAGUAUUGAAGUUCGCCAACUAUACUGGUGCUACUCCAAUUGCUGGACGUUUCACUCCUGGUGCCUUCACUAAUCAGAUUCAAGCUGCAUUCCGUGAACCACGUUUGCUGAUUGUUACUGAUCCUCACUCCGAUCACCAACCCAUCACUGAGGCUUCAUAUGUGAACAUUCCUGUUAUUGCAUUCACCAACACUGAUUCUCCAUUGAAAUUUGUUGAUAUUGCAAUUCCAUGCAACACCAAGUCCAACCAUUCCGUUGGUUUGAUGUGGUGGUUGUUGUCCAGAGAAGUCUUGAGACUUCGUGGAUCCAUUCCCCGUGAGAAGACUUGGGAUGUUGUAGUUGAUUUGUUCUUCUACCGUGAUCCAGAGGAAGUAGAGAAGGAGGAUCUGGUUCACAAGGAAGUUGUGGCCAAAGUUGAGACUGCUGUUGCUCAUGAUACUGCUGAAGUAUGGGCGGGAGAUGAGCCAGCCACUCAAUUAUGGACUGAUGAUGCACCUGUUGCUGCAGUUCCGGCUGUUUACCCAGCUGCUGCCAGCCAAGAUUGGGCCGAGCAAGUGCAAGAAGAAUGGGCUGCCAACCCUACCCCAGCUGCUGGUCAAACUACUUGGGGAAGCUCCACACAAGAAUGGUCAUAAAUCAAAUGAUACUUUUUGUAUUGGAUAAAUGAAAUAAAUAAAAAUUAAAAUAAA
Molecule: messenger RNA, 1045 nt
Organism: Ctenocephalides felis (cat flea)
Lineage: Eukaryota; Metazoa; Arthropoda; Insecta; Siphonaptera; Pulicidae
Product: 40S ribosomal protein SA-like
Exons: 6
Coding region: 101-991 (296 amino acids)
Biological process (GO): ribosomal small subunit assembly; cytoplasmic translation
Cellular component (GO): cytosolic small ribosomal subunit; 90S preribosome; ribosome
Molecular function (GO): structural constituent of ribosome
Source: RefSeq, a predicted model, not a curated record